UUGAGGUGGAAUCUUCCGUCUUGUAGCUUGAAUCCAAUGCUCCGUGUCCGCUUCUCUGGAGCAGCAGAAAACAACCUUUCUCCCUCCUCUAUACGACAUCCUUUUAUAUAUUUGAACAGCUUAAUAAACUUAUUUCCCUUUAUCAAAUGGCUCAAAGGGUAGUUUAAUAGCAGAUUGAACCCUUCCCGUUGGGGAAGAGCCAUAGCUUCAGUGUAAGAGCACCUGCCUGCCAUGCAAACCUGGCAUGUCCAGGUAGGGCUAGGAAUUCUGACAGUCUGAAACCCUGGAGAGCCUCUGCUGGUCAGUGUAAACAAUAUUGAGCUAGAUGCACCCUGUGAGGCCAGAGGCAACCGGAGUGCCGUUCACAUGGCAGCGAGGGAGAAGUUGCUGCACCUGUUUGGGGAGGUUUGAUCGAAGCCCAGAUAGCUGCUAGGCGUAGGUGGGGAUGACUCUGCCCUCUGGGAGAGAAGGAAGGGUAGAUAAGGGUGGAACCAUGAAGAGGUGGAGAAACAGAGAGGGGAGGCUGGAGGAGAGGAAGGCAGGAGGCAGCUCAAGUGCCGCUUACAGUGACCUGGGGAUGUUAUGGUCCAAAUAGCAUUCUCUCUGUUGGGAGAAGGUGAAGCAAAGAGACGGAGAGACGUCGCUGAAGCAAAAGGCUGCCUUGUGCAGGAGAAGAAUUAGCUAGGAUUGCAAGCCCAGAUUUCCCUUGGCCAGCAUGUUACGUUCGGUGGCUCUGCUUCUUCUCUUCGUGGUCUUCCGGCUGUUCCUGGAGCUGCCAUGGAUCCAGGUGGUCCCAGCCCUCUUAAUAUUCUACUUGGGAUCCGGAGGAUGGACUUUCCUUCGCAUCGUCAUCAAGACAGCCAGACGGGAUGUUUCGACUGGAUACGUUGUCCUCAUGACUCGGUUGAAGGUUUGGUGGUACGUGAAGCACAAAUACACAGUCCCGAAGCUCUUCCAGCAGACGGCACGCAAGCACCCAGGAAAAGCAGCCCUGAUUUUCCAGGGGACAGGCGAGACUUGGACCUUCCAAGACCUGGAGAACUACUCCAACCAGGUGGCCAACUUCCUGCAUGAAAGAGGCUUCCGCUCUGGGGAUGUCAUCGCCCUGUUCAUGGAAUCCCGCAACCAGUAUGUUGGUCUCUGGCUCGGCAUGGCCAAGAUCGGUGUGGAGGCUGCCCUCCUCAACUCUAAUGUGCGGCAGGAUUCGCUCCUUCACUGCAUCAACAUCUCGCACUCAAAGGCCGUCGUGUUUGGAAGCGAGUUGGCUGAUGCCUUGCGGGAAGUGCAGCCUUCCCUUGGGAAGUCCAUUCACCUCUUCUGUUCUGGUGACUGGAAAGCGGAAAGCACGCUGCGCGGCUCAGAACAUCUGGACCCUUUGAUUGAAAAAGCAUCUCGCCAGCCACCAAGUCCCCCAGACAAGGGAUUCCUAGAUAGAUUGUUCUACAUCUAUACUUCAGGCACAACUGGGCUGCCCAAAGCUGCAAUCAUUGUCCACUGCAGGUAUUUCCGGAUGGCAACCCUGGUGUUCAACGGCUUCCGCAUGCGACAGAACGAUGUGGUCUAUGACUGCCUCCCCUUAUACCACGCAGCAGGUAACAUUGUUGGGGUUGGCCAAUGCCUCCUGCAUGGGAUGACGGUCGUGAUCAGGAAGAAAUUCUCAGCUUCUAACUUCUGGGAAGACUGUGUGAAAUACAACUGUACGAUCGUACAGUAUAUUGGGGAGAUUUGUCGGUACUUGUUGAACCAGCCAUCUCAAGAGGUAGAGAGGAAGCACCGGGUCCGGAUGGCUUUGGGCAAUGGCCUGCGGGCUUCCAUCUGGAAGGAGUUCACUGAGCGCUUCGGCAUCCCCCAGAUAGCUGAGUUUUACGGAGCCACCGAAUGCAACUGCAGUGUGGGCAACUUUGACAACAAGCUGGGGGCUUGUGGCUUCAAUAGCAGGAUCCUUCCCAACAUUUACCCCAUCAACCUAGUCCGAGUGAAUGAGGAAACUAUGGAGCUGAUCCGGGGACCUGACGGGCUCUGUAUACGGUGCAAACCAGGAGAGCCAGGCCAGCUGGUUGGGCGCAUUGUCCAGAGCGAUCCUUUGCAGCGCUUUGAUGGCUACUUGAACAAUGAGGCCAACAAUAAGAAGGUUGCCCGCGAUGUCUUCACCCAAGGCGACUGUGCCUAUCUCACAGGUGAUGUGCUGAUCAUGGACGAGUUGGGCUACAUGUUCUUCCGGGACCGCACAGGAGACACUUUCCGCUGGAAGGGUGAGAACGUCUCCACGACGGAGGUGGAGGGGAUGCUCAGUCGCAUCCUAAACAUGACAGACGUUGUGGUCUACGGGGUGGAAGUUCCAGGUUCUGAAGGGAAGGCUGGGAUGGCAGCAGUUGUGGAUCCAGACCAGUCCUGUGACUUGGAGAGCUUUGCAGAGGAUAUGAAGAAGGCGCUGCCUGCUUAUGCCCGACCUGUUUUCCUGCGUCUGCUUCCGGAAGUGCACAAGACAAGUACCUUCAAGUUCCAGAAAAUGGACCUGCGUAAGGAGGGAUAUGAUGUCAAUGUGGUGAAGGACAAGCUUUAUUUCCUGGAGCCCCGGCAGUGCCGCUACCUCCCGUUGAACGAGGACAUCUUUAUGAGAAUCCAGUCAGGACAAAUGAAGCUGUGAAACAGCCCCUGGUCUUCUCCAUGACUUCUGUCCCUCUGUCUAGGGUAGCGCAGCGGUGGGACAAGAGUUUGCAUAGGAAAGGAAAAGCCAGUGAUGGUUAGAGAUUUAACAAAAGGCGGCCGGGGGGGUGGGGGGAGGCACAGCGAGUUGGUUUUUGGUUUCGUUUAUGAUUUGAUCAGUUUUUGUAGAAGACGAUGGUCAAUGGCAGCCUUCCCCAACCUGGUGCCCUCCAGGAGUUUCAGACUAUAACUCGCAUUGUGAGGGAAGCUUGCCGUAUGGUUUGCAGGGGGCAGCUGCGGGGGGGGGGGGGCAGGUUGAUGCAUACCAAAGCAUAGAAGCACUAUGGCUUUAUUUUCUACUUGGUUGGAACAGUGGCCAUGCUGUUUCCUGUUCCUCUGGGAUGAGCAUGCUAGGUCAGUGUGUCAAAUUCUAAGGCUCUGCCCUCCGGUUUCCCAGGCCCCAUCCACCCCUCUGCAUUUAAAACAAUAUCGCACCAUUUUGAACAGCCAUGGCUCCCCACCCCCACAAAGAAUUCUAGGAUCUAAAGUUUGUUUAAGGUAAUGAGAGUUGUCAAGAGGCCUUGCUAGAGCUGCAGUCCCGGGAACUCCGGGAAUUACAGCUCUGUGACGGGGUGGCCUCCUAACAACUUUCAGGACCCUGAGCAAACUACAACUCCCAGGAUUCUUGGGAGGGGAAACCAUGGCAGUUAAAAGUGGAACGGUACUGUUUUAAAUCUUAUAGUGCAGACGAGGCCCUGAUCUCCCUUUGCCCCUUUUCUGUGUUUCCCCAUAGGACCCACAAGGGCUGCACUGCUUCAUCACGCCUCUAGGUGGUGCCAUGGUGCUUCCUUUCUCCGCCAUGUCUGGAUACUCUGGGUUCACUGGAGCCCCUCUGCCUUCUGGGGUCCACCUUUGAUCCUCCUCCCUUUGCCAAGGUUGUAAUCAUAAUUUUUUAUGAGGAGAGAUUGUCUCUCUUGUGACUACACUGUCCCUAGUUUGCGGAGUGGGCAGGAAAGGGCACAGUGGCUCAACUUAUUCCAGGGAUAUGGGUGGUGUGUGUUUGGUUUGGUUUUACUUCACAAAUGGAUGUUUAUUUGUAUGUGGGGGUAUUCAUAUAUAUUUUUUGCCAUUUAUUGCAAGUUCCAUUUUGUUUUUAAAGAAACAGAAAAGGGUUAACGGCAAGCUUGCAAUUCUGCCCACAGUACAAGCCUGGUUAGCUUUUCAUUCUUCUUCUUUUUGUCUGGCAACAGCAUCUCAUUCUAUAUCUCAUGUAUGAACACAGGCGGCUUCGUUCCACUUCUCCUACAGGGGUGGGGGAGCUUUAAAAGGGUCAGAGGCAAAAAUUAUCCUUACAGGUCAGUUCCUUCAUCUGUGUGCUCAGCAGUUGUGUCUCGGUGUGAAUCCCACCCGUUUCUUAAGUUUUGCUAGGUGGAACUUUCCAUCUCCUGCAUUUUUCAGAAAGGUGUGUAUGCGCGCGUGCGCACUUCAAAUGGCUCUUGAGUGAUUUUCACGAACAAAGAUACAGGGGCAUGUUGGUUGCUUGGCUUCCUCAAGCCCACCACUGACAAUGGCGAAUUGUACUGUCAGGAUGGCACUAGGGUGCGUGUGCAAACAAGACCCCAUGAAUGCACCCCUGUUCCAGAGGAGCAGGUGCAUGGCACUUGAGGGUUAUUCAUUUUCUAUGCAUGGGGACAAGGGGGGCUGGUGGUAUCAGUUGCCCAAGGCAGUCCAGAAGGCUCAGAGCCACCACAGGUUCCAUUUAAUUCCUUGUGAGUUGAAGGCCUGUUUGGGUGUGAGCCAGGUGAUCCCAUUCAUGCUAUGAUUCUGUCUCUCUACCUAGCCAUAGAACUGAAUGGCAGGACCCUUGCUGGGGGAAAAGGAAGUCCUGCCUCAUCUCACUAGCGCCUAUCAGAAGUGUCAGUCCAAACGAUUGAUGAGUGCUUAAAUUCUUCUACUAUGUGCAAUGUUUGCACAUGUGCUGUGAGUUACUGCACACCUGUUUGGGAGAGGCCACAGGCCAGCUGUAGAGCAUGUGCUUUUGCAUAUAGAGACAAAGGUUGCUGCUUCAGUCUCUGGCAGGGCUGGGGAGAAUCUCUGCCGGAGACCUUGGAGGAGUUUGCUGGCCACACUGGGCUUGGAUAGAGCUCCUUAUCUCUUAGUAUUUUGCACAAGGGUGUGCAUUGGUGCCAUCCGGGCAGGACUCUGGGGGAAGGGAUCUAAGGGCCUGCUCAGCAGGGCUGGCUUACCAUAUCUUGAAGUAAGUUCCUCCAGUCUAAAAUUACCUAAAUGUAGAAGGAUGGGAGAAUAAUCUCAGAGUUUGUAGCAACCCAGGAGUUCUUGGAUCUAGUGCUAUCCUGCAAGGCAUAAGCAUCCACAAGAGGUGUCUGCUCAGCUUCCUUUUAGCAACCUCCAAGGCAGGGGGUGGGGAGCCUGUGGUCUGUCAGGUGUCUUCCAACUCCGGCUCCCUUCAUCCCUCGGCUAUGCUGAUGGGAGCUGUGUUUCCACAGGACCUCUCACUCCACUCAGAGGAAGUCAGUGGUCCUUUGCUCUCUUGCUGCAGGCUGCUUUGGGGACUUCAGCCAGCCAUUUGCCAGUUUUAAUGCCAAAGUCCUUGCCCAGAAAUUUUGUAAAUAGAAAAAAACACCUCUGUUGUUUGUGAGUAGGGAGUCGUAAAUCAGAAAGGGGAGGGCUGUAACCAAAUGGCAUGCAGAAGCCAAUGCAAUCUCAGCCAUUGCCAGGUAGAGCUGGGAGAGACUCCUGUCCAAAAAAACCAGAGAGCCACUGCCCGUCAGUGUUGGCAAUACUGAGCUAGAUGGACCAUUUGUCCGACUCUGUAUAAGGCAGCUCCUUGUGUUCCCACUGCCAUCAGCCCAGGGUGGUAUCCAACUGGGUUCUACUCAGAGUAGUCCGAUGGAAAUUAAUGAACCUGAUUCAGUCAUGUCCAUGAAUUCCAGCAGGACUGCUUUCACUAGCACUAACGUACUGUAAGAUGUACCCCCCCUUCCCCAAAAUAAUGUUUAGCAGGUUGAAGCUGGAACAGUUUGCCUUUCACUGCAUGGUUUCUCCACAAGGGCAGAAAUCCAGUUUCUCUUGAGACACCAGCCUCACUUCCAGCCAGGUGACCUGUUCAUUCAGCACUCAUUCUGAUCCGUUUACAGAAAAGCCGCACAAAAAUGAGAGUGACUUUUUUUUCCUUUAGCAUUGGUUCCAAUAGGCUUGGGCUGCACUCUCUGCAGUGCACUUCCCCUUCAAUUUCCUUAUUGCAAAAGUUAGGGCAGGGGGUUAGGAGCAGGCAGCAGAUUUGUUGUGCAAGGCCAUGAAUGAAAUUUUAAUUUGCCGCCUGAAUUGGCCAGCAUGUGUUUGGCUCCCCCCCCCCUUAAGAAUAGCAACAGCCUGGGAAGCACUGGUGGUUAUUGAGGCAGACUAAACCUUGUCUGCUGGUCCUACAAAAUAGGAACAAUCAAAUAUAUAGGGGGCAGUGCUUGAACUACUGGACUAGCAAGCACCUGUGUCAGAAGAACGUUAGGUGAUUCAAAAGCAGUGUAACUGCAGCUGCUUAAGAUGUUUGGUAGCUCCAGUAAUGAUGUUGCCCUUCUUUGCUUUGUGUUCCUGAGAGGUAGACUUUGAGGGCUCUUCUGUGCCUCUAGAUUCCUCUCUCUCUCUCUCUCUCUCUCUCUCUCUCUCUCUCUCUCUCUCUCUCUCUGUGUGUGUGUGUGUGUGUGUGUGUGUACACUCACAUGUAUUGAUUUGGAUCUCCCCUGGGGUCAGGGCUUGACCUGCGAUUUCAGAGUUUUAGCCUCCUUUAUAGGGUCUUCACAUGGGUGAAAGAAAAACAUCAAGACAAGGAGGGCAGAAUAGCAAAGAAUAAGGUUACUGUAACUUCCGUCAUAGAGCUUCAGUAUGCUGAUGACAACGUAGUGUGUGCACGCUCAGAGGAUGACCUCCAAACCAUCCUAAAUAUCUUUGCAGAAGCUUACGGAAAGCUUGGACUAUCACUCAACAUCCAAAAAACCAAAGUGCUGCACCAACAAGUACAAAAUAACCCCUCUGCAGCGCCACAAAUCCAACUCACUGGUGUAACAUUGGAAAAUGUUGAUCACUUCUCCUACCUGGGCUGUUAUCUUUCCACAAGUGCCAACAUUGAUGUCGAAAUCCAGCAUCACCUGAGCUCUGCGAGUGCGUCUUUCUCCCGAUUGAAGUGCAGUGUUUGAGGACCGGGACAUUUGCAGGGAAACCAAAAUGCUUGUUUACAAAGCUAUUGUACUACCAACCUUACUGUAUGCUUGUGAAAUGUGCACCACUUAUAAACGCCAUCUCAACCUUCUUGAAAGAUUCCAUCAAUGGUGUCUCCAAAAAUGUUUACAUAUCACUUGGGAAGACAGGCGAACUAAUAUCAGUGUACUGGAAGAAGCAAAGAUCAUCAACUUCGUUGGACUGGUCAUGUUGUGCGGAUGCCUGAUGAUCGUCUUCCAAAGCAACUACUCUAUUCCGAACUUAAAAAUGGAAAGCAUAAUGCUGGUCGUCAACAAAAGAGGUAUAAAGGCAAAUCUUUAAAAGAAUGUAAUACUGUACUGUAUAAACACUGAGAACUGGGAAACACUGGCCUGCGAGCGCUCAAGUUGGAGAACAGCCUUUACCAAAGGUGUCAUGGGCUUUGAAGACACUCAAACUAAAGACACAAGGGAGAAAUGUGCUAAGAGGAAGGCACGCUUGGCAAAUCCACACCGUGAUCAACUCCUGCUCGGAAACCAAUGUCCCCACUGUGGAAGGACAUGUAGAUCCAGAAUUGGCCUCCACAGUCACUUACAGACUCAUUGUUAAAACCCUGUUUAUGGAAGACAAUCUUACUCAGCUACAAGUGAUCGCCAAAGAAGAAGAAGAAGAGGCAACUACUUCCUGUCCCCUGAGAGCUUUUGCUCUUCACUGAUGUGUCUGCCCCACCCCCACCCCACUAUUGACCACAGACAUCUGAGUGCAGUUGGGUGGUGGUCCAAAAUAAAGAGCACCCACAUAUUGAGGCCUGUGGCUCUAGGAGGUUCUUUUCUUGGGGGGGGGGAGAUUCCCACAAUGGGCAUUUCACCUUCCCAGGGCCCUACUGCUUACUCACUUUCCCACUCUGGGCCCAAUCCGUGUAACUGCCGCAAAGAGGGCAAGCUAAGAGGCAGUUGUAUUCAUUCCACUUUGAGAAGCGGCUCCCACCACUUUGAGUUGGGGUGGUUGGGGGCUUCUUUUAAAACCCCUGUGCAUGAUUCAUUGUGUGAACUUCAUGCACCCAAUGUGCUGUGUUUUUAAUGUGCUCAAUCAGGUGGACUACUGAAGGCAGCAGAGAACAAGUUUUCCCUAGCCAACCUUGUGUCUUAACUGUAGCCCGAAUACCAGAUAAUGCAGCUUGAGAGGUCUGCUUGCAUUCCUCUUUAUUGCAGCCUCCCCCAACCUGGUGUCCUCUGGACAUUUUGGAACCCAGUUCCUAUCAGCCCUGGCCAGCAUGACCAAUGGCCAGUGGUGAUGGAAGUGGUAGCGUGUUGGGUGGGGGAAAGGUUGCUGUGUAGUGCAUAUGACUCUGGUGCAGGGAGGAAGACCCAAGAGUUCUGUGCUGGUGGCAUUGAAAUCCAGGCUGUGGUCCUGAAGACAGAGUUAGUUCCAGACAUAUCUUAUGUGAGUGGGUCAUAUACAUUUUUAAAGUAGCCAUGGAGAACAUUUGCGUUUCUCCAGACGUUGGUCUUCCCACCUGCCGCAACCAGCAUGGCCACUACUUAGGGGUGAUAGGAGUUGUGCCUGGCAGGUUCCUGAUGCUUACCAUCUCUGUUUCUUAGAACAGGACUACAUGGUGAUAUUCUCCCCAUGCCUCUAGAGCACUGGUUAACUGAAGCUUCCUUUGCAUCAUAUGGUGCAAGUAGCCACAAGAGUGCCGUGAAAGUUCUUCUUGCCCCGGCUACUGAAUGGGCUUCAGCUCAGGACAUUUGGGUGGCUGAAGUACAGACAAUUAAAAUGUGUCUUUUUACUACCGUAAUUACGGCAUCAUGGGGCACAGGGUCUGCCAUGCCCUUUGGUGAACCUCAACCAGUUGGUCCGAAAGGGAUCUUCUCUCUUUCUUUGGAUUUAACAGCAAUUGUGAAUUGUGUUUGAUGCGACAGGGGUUGCUUGUACUGUAGUGCAGGAGGAAAGAACACCUCCACAUGUUGUGAUCCAGAUAGCACUGGGCCCAUUCCCAUGCCUGAUACCAACUUCUCUCUCUCUCUCUCUUUUAAAUAAGCAAGUUUAGUAUCUAGCUUGGCCGGUCCUACCAUUGGAAACCCAAAACCUGAUGCCUGAGGUGGCUGCUUCUGGACCUGCCCAAAGAACACGGUUGAUUAGGCAGUACCAAAAUGUCUAAAUAACUAAAUACAUUGCCUCAUAGUAGAGCCGAUUCUGGAACAAAUGGUGCAAGAGUUAAUGGCAGCUUCCAUCAGCCCCAGCCAUAGUGACUAAUGGCCAAUGAUGAUGAGAGUUGGAGUCCAGCAACAUCUGGAGGGCUGCAGGAUCCCCAGUUCAGAGUCAGGUUGCUAUGCCUUCUUGCUGCUUCCUUGAUUAAGCUGCUCCCUUCAAGCAGUAUUUCAUGUGUGUGUGUGUGUGUGUGUGUGUGUGUGUGUGUGUGUGUGUGUGCAGUUGUGCGCAUGACCAUGUGGAGAACUUGUGGAUGGACUGACUGUUUACAGAGGGGCAGGUGUUUAGAGCACACACUUUACAGGCAGAAUGUUGGAUCCUAGACACUUUUCUGCCUUGCACCCUGGAGAGCUGCUGCUGGUGACAUAGAUUGUCCAGGAAUAGGAGAACACAUGGCCUUGACCAUGAAUGAAACAGCAUCCUAUGUUCUCUGAAUGCUGCUUGUGUGUAAACAGUAGAGGUGUGCAACUGCGCUCUGCUGGGACCAAAUAAGAAGUUGAGUCGGUGGUUUUACUCAAUCCUGAGACAAACUGCAAUAUCAGCAAAGUACCCUGAGUCAGGUCAGCCCCUGCCAAAGCUUUGUCAUAUUCUGCUGCUGUUUUUCUGGACUCUAUACCUUUCUCUGUGUUGUAUCUCUAUGUUUUCCUUUGUUUCUAUGUUUCUGUACUCUAGGUCCAUGCCCCUGGGAGCGUGAGGACGGCUCUGCUUCCUUUGCCAGGGUGGAGUGGAAACCCCAAAGAAUCUGGCGGCUGGGGGAACCUGUUUUUGCCCCCUCGGAAUUUUUUUUGGGGGGGCACGCUGCUACGCCAUUGGCACUGAAGAGCUGUAGACUUUCUUUUUAUGAGUUGAAAACUUCAUUAACUCUUUUUAGAAGUCAUCUGUUGUUCUGCUUAGGCAGUGUGUGUGUGUGUGUGUGUGUGUGUGUGUGUGUGUGUGUGUGAUAGUUGUGUGAGGUCUUGUCAGGCGGCAAGGUUGCCAGGAAUGCCAGGAAUGGAUAAGACAAGGAAAAGUCAUUACCACCUGCUUUUUAUUCAAUAUUUACAGAGAGAGGCUUGGAACACAGUCUCUUGGAAUAAUGGCAUUUUUCUGAGUGACUCUCCCUCCCUCUCCCCCCUUACUUUCAAGGUUCGCUGGGUUCUGGGAGAAGAGGGCUCUGGAAUGCUUUCUAAAGACACUGUGUCCAUCAGCUGUUGCCCCCUUGGUGCUGCUGCUUCCUCCUCUCCCAUUAUUUCCCCACUUUCCCCCUCAUCUGCCUCUGAGCUGUGAUCUCCCUCAAACCCCUGUUGUAAUUCUGAACUUCUUCUCUGGAAGGGUUAAGCUGGGGGUGCGGUCUCCACCAUUCCUCCUCUGCCUAAUCCCUGACAGGUGUAUAUAGGCAAACCACACCCAUGACUCUGUGCCAUGAAUGGUGAAAGCAAGCAAGCUAAACCAUGGAUUGCCCGCCAUGUCUUUGGAAGCCUAAACCACGGUUUGGGUUCCAAACCAUUAUUUAGAACGAUAGCUGAAUUAAGCCGGUGUCUUCAAGACAAGGAGGUAAAAUCAUCUGAUGAUGCAGCUGCUCCUGUUUCAGUGGUGGAAAAAGGAGACACUUACUAAAUUUUCCCCUCCUGUUUACAACUCUAAAUUACCUUCCACAGUAGAUGCUUUCCACAUCAAUGGGAAACUCCCUUCAAUUCAGCACUGACUAAGCUCUGCAAAAAAAAAAAAAAUAGUGCUGGAAAGGAGAUACAAAGGGAAGAGGGAGAUAUGUGCUCCAUAUUGAAGAUUGUAAAAAAGAAAUCAAGGAGAAGCCCCCCUCCUCACUUAGCUUGGUGGGUGCUUAGCUAGAAUGGCUGUUCAUUGGAACCGGCUGCCUAGCCUUCAAGCUUAGGAAGUCCAGCUUCCAUUUCCUUACCUGCUAUCAAUCGGAGUUUACUAAGCUUCCCUGAAAACGUGCCCCCUUUCCUAAGGUGUCUCCGUGUGUAAUUCCAGCAGCUGACAUCCUUUGGGCAUUCGUCUGGGACACACUGCUAAUGUCUGCUGUGUGGACUCCCUUUGUUUUCCUUGUUUUGUUUUCUGACCUGGUACUCUGAACAUUACCAGGUGGCAAGUUCUCAGCUACCCACUUUUGAUUUGCCCUGGUGCCCCCAGUUUAGUGUCAUUCCGGGGCAGCUUUCACCAGUGUUGUACCUUCUGGAUGUUUGGGAUUGCAACAUCUGGAGGACAACAGAUGCACAAAGGCUGUUCUGGGGUGUUGUGGGAAACUGAAAGGAUAGCUAGACUUAGCUGUCCUGUGCUUCUCAGAACGCUGCCAAUGUAGCCAGGUCAAUCUGCCAGGGCCCCCUUUUUCCAGGCCUUCCUCAAAACUUUCUGACAGGCAUGUUCAACAGUGGAGCACCCUCAUUUGCUUGAGCUGAGGUUCCUGCUUUGCAGGGGGUUGAACUAAGUGACCCCUGGGGUCCCUUCCAACUCUAUGAUUCUGUUAUCCUAAACCUGAAUAUGAACUUGGGCAUCUCAUUUGUGGUUGCAGGAACAGGUCCUCCUAAUACCAGUUUGCAUAUUUUAAAAUAAAUCCAUUGUUUUCUUUGUGGGGGUGUGUAUUUGCUUUUAUUGUUUUUUUGGUCUUUUUUAAAUCAAUGCUGUUUCAACAUUUACUCAGGGAACAUGGUGCAGCAAGAGGUGUCAGUGUCUUUGUGUGUCUGUUUUGGGAGGCCAUGGAGAAGAAAGGGGUAUUUUACCUACCCUAUGUAUGUGUGUUUUUCCCUGAAUUGAAAAGUAGGGAAAAUUGUGUUUUACCUCUGAUGCUUGCUCAUGAUCAUCACACAACAUCUUCUGCUAUCUCGAGGCACCAUGGCUUGUGAUUCCUGCAACGGAACUAGGGAAGAAAAUGGAAUCUUCAUGUCUAAUAAAAGAGGAUUUCAAAGUUA
Molecule: messenger RNA, 11975 nt
Organism: Zootoca vivipara (common lizard)
Lineage: Eukaryota; Metazoa; Chordata; Lepidosauria; Squamata; Lacertidae
Source: RefSeq, a predicted model, not a curated record